AUGUGUGCCUGGAUGCCGAAGGUAAACAUCGUCCAGGUGACGCUCUCUCUUCAACGCGUGGAAUCGGAUAUUAUUUACACUACCGCCGACUGUUCUGGAGGUGGUAAAAUCGAGAUGGUGGAACCCGCACUCAGAACUUUAACCGGAAGACGUCUGUGUAGACGUUCCUGGAAAAUGAAGCGCGGUGAUGUUCUGGCGUGUUCAUUCGAGUCUUGGUAUCCACGCUUUAAAAAAUACACAAUCAAAAGUUUUAUCAUGGACCUUCCUGACGAAAUUCUUGAUUACAUAAAAAAUGCUCCCUUAGUUUCUCCUAAAAAUGCUCACUCCAUUAAAGCUGAACGUGAUGGAUUCUCAGAUGACUCUGAUGAUGAUUCCUGGUCAAACGAAGACGGGUCUGAUGAUGAACUAGAAGCACCAUCAUUCCCAGAUUUUGAGGCCAAAGUUAACGAAAUUAUUGCUUCUCUCGAUGGAGCAGUCUUUCCCAAACUCAACUGGAGUGCUCCCAAGGACGCGGCUUGGAUUAACUUCGGCUCCACUCUAAAAUGCACCUCUGCAACUGAUCUCCUUGUUCUUUUAAAGGCUUCAGAUUUCAUAUCUCACGACAUCUACGCACCAUUCGCUUUUUGUACAGACGCUAAAAGGAAUGAGGAGGUCGAUGAACCACAGCAUUCUUUGAAGUUAGUCCUACGAGCCUGGCGCCAAAUCCGUCCCGACGGUGAAUUUCGAUGCUUCAUCAGAACCAAUCAGCUCUACGCUAUUUGUCAACGGCACUACGACUCCUACUUCAACUUUAUUGAAAUCGAACAGGUCAACAUAAAGCGAGUCAUUUUCGACUUUUUUGACAGAAAUAUCAAGGGAAAUUUUCCUCUGGACGAUUAUGUAAUGGACGUGUCAGUUGGGCACAAGUUUGAAUCACCGGGUUGUGUCAAGUUGAUCGACUUCAAUGUCCAUGGUCCUCCUACGGAUGGUCUAAUGUUUAACUGGUCGGAGCUGAGACUUUUCCCCAUUGACAAGGAGGUGCACUUCCGUUGGCAAAGCGAUAAGACGAUGCGCUCCAGUGUGUUCUCCCAAUACAAAUUACCCAUAGAUUUGGUGGAUAUCUCAUCUGGAGGAGAUCCCGAAAAACUCAUCGACCUGAUUCAAGCACAUGUUGAAGAACAAAAGAAUAAUAAAUCCUGA
This is a messenger RNA of Echinococcus granulosus, 1179 nucleotides long. RefSeq names its product Cell division cycle protein. Gene Ontology annotation, cellular component: cytoplasm. Bases 1 to 1179 code for a protein of 392 amino acids. The record is from RefSeq and is a predicted model, not a curated record. NCBI's taxonomy places the organism in Eukaryota, Metazoa, Platyhelminthes, Cestoda, Cyclophyllidea, Taeniidae. The transcript has 11 exons.